Molecule: messenger RNA, 192 nt
Organism: Clonostachys solani
Lineage: Eukaryota; Fungi; Ascomycota; Sordariomycetes; Hypocreales; Bionectriaceae
Source: the annotation of a GenBank genome assembly
AUGGCUGACUGUCCGCGCACCCGAUUCUCUUUGCGAAGUAAGCUGGCCGCACCGGGCUGGGGUUAUUGUGAAUGGGAUGAAGGAGUUGCUCAGCUGGCCAGGGCCCGGCUGGCUUCCGUGCCCCCGACAGUAGGCGCCGUCAACGAGAAGAGGGAAGACCAGCUGCAGGUUGAAAUUACUUGUGGAAAAUAA